Messenger RNA from Equus caballus (horse), 2492 nucleotides. It is a transcript of the gene WDR45B, whose product is annotated as WD repeat domain 45B. NCBI's taxonomy places the organism in Eukaryota, Metazoa, Chordata, Mammalia, Perissodactyla, Equidae. The record is from RefSeq and is a predicted model, not a curated record. Gene Ontology annotation, cellular component: cytosol; phagophore assembly site membrane; extrinsic component of membrane. Gene Ontology annotation, molecular function: phosphatidylinositol-3-phosphate binding; protein binding; phosphatidylinositol-3,5-bisphosphate binding. Gene Ontology annotation, biological process: protein lipidation; autophagy of mitochondrion; nucleophagy.
GCUGCGCGCGCACGCACGGCCGCUCGUCGCUUCCGGCCGCGGCGGCCUCCGCGCCGGCCUGACGGGACCCCAGCCCCGGCCUCCCGAGCGGCAUGAGGUGCUGAGGGGCGGCGGCGCCAUGAACCUCCUGCCGUGCAACCCCCACGGCAACGGGCUGCUCUACGCCGGCUUCAACCAGGACCACGGAUGUUUUGCCUGUGGGAUGGAAAAUGGAUUCCGAGUCUAUAACACUGAUCCACUAAAAGAAAAAGAGAAACAAGAAUUUCUAGAAGGAGGAGUUGGCCAUGUUGAAAUGUUAUUUCGCUGCAACUAUUUAGCUUUAGUUGGUGGUGGGAAAAAGCCGAAAUACCCUCCCAACAAAGUGAUGAUCUGGGAUGACCUGAAAAAGAAGACGGUUAUUGAAAUAGAAUUUUCUACAGAAGUCAAGGCAGUCAAAUUGCGGCGAGAUAGAAUUGUGGUGGUUUUGGACUCCAUGAUUAAGGUGUUUACAUUCACACACAAUCCCCAUCAGUUGCACGUCUUUGAAACCUGCUAUAAUCCUAAAGGCCUCUGUGUCCUGUGCCCCAAUAGUAACAACUCCCUCCUGGCCUUCCCGGGCACACAUACGGGCCAUGUGCAGCUUGUGGACCUGGCCAGCACUGAGAAGCCACCCGUGGACAUUCCUGCCCACGAGGGCGUCCUGAGCUGCAUUGCUCUCAACCUGCAGGGAACAAGAAUUGCAACGGCAUCUGAAAAAGGGACCCUUAUAAGAAUAUUUGAUACUUCAUCAGGGCAUUUAAUCCAGGAACUACGAAGAGGAUCUCAAGCAGCUAAUAUUUAUUGCAUUAACUUCAAUCAGGACGCUUCCCUCAUCUGCGUGUCCAGUGACCAUGGCACAGUGCACAUUUUUGCUGCCGAAGAUCCAAAAAGGAAUAAACAGUCUAGUUUGGCAUCAGCCAGCUUCCUUCCAAAAUACUUCAGUUCCAAGUGGAGUUUUUCCAAGUUUCAGGUUCCCUCAGGCUCUCCAUGCAUUUGUGCCUUUGGAACGGAGCCAAAUGCUGUCAUUGCGAUUUGUGCAGAUGGCAGCUACUACAAAUUCCUCUUCAACCCCAAGGGGGAAUGCAUCCGGGACGUCUAUGCGCAGUUUCUAGAAAUGACCGACGACAAGCUGUGACUCUUCACCAGGAGUGCAAUCAACACCCACGGCCGAUCACCCCCAAAAGCGCUGAGUGUGCCCCUCAACUUCCUGGGGCUGGUGCCGGCGCCCUUCGGCCUUGUGGGUAACAGGCUGGAGGGACUGUCUAGGGGACCUUGGUCUCAAAGCCAUAUGUGGUUGUCUGUUUUCCUAAGCAAGGCUUCCCAUUUCCAGUACUAAAGAAGCAUACUCAUCAGGGCACUACAGACACUUGAGUGGCUCUGAGCAGCUCGUGCCCGACUGCUGGCUUGUUACCUUUAGUUCAACCGUGACGCCAGCGUUAGUGGUUCCACCGCAUCCUCGCACCUACAGUUGAGGGCUCCAUACAAACUUAGGGACUGGGUUAAGAAAAGGAUGGAUAAAUUGAAAUUUGGUUUUGGCAGCAGAGUCCAUCAUUUUUACUGAGUCUAUAAUGGGGAAAUGAAUAAAUCUGUAAAUGUUAGUUCUUACAUUAUAACCAGAUUUAAAUAGAAUAAUACCAGCAGCUGGCCUUAGAAAAUGAGAAAGGAAUUCCUUCUCCCAUCUGAACCUGAAGGAAAAAGACAGCGUAUUACAGAACACAGGGUGGGUGUUUCCCAUGUGACCCCCGUGUCGUGGUCGUCUCUGUGCCUGUGGUAAACCUGUGGUUUGGUUGUGUGUGCACAUGUCUUUGUGUUGGAGCUGUUGGAUUUGAGGCUGAUGCCAGGCCACCCAGUGAGCAGAGCGCUCUGGGCGUCGCCUGUGGUCUCCUGGUGAAACUCCGGUUAAAAGCUUCCCUGUUACACGUAGGGAACAGAGUAACACGCAAACUUUGAAAACCUCGUCAUAGAAGAAAGCGUCACUUAGCUUACAGGAUGUGAAGGGAAGCGUCCGCCGUCCCUCCAGAGCAGCACCUGGUUUCUCGGCGGGAGCGGGCACCUGCCGCUCCACCUGCCAUCUCUCCGUCUUUUUCUCUCCCCAGCAUUUCUAAGAAUAGCUGCACACUAACAUUUUGAGAAUGAAAGGCACAUCACGGUUUUUAAGAUUUGGUAACUGAAAUAGGUUAUGGGCUCUCUAUUCUUAGUACUACUUGAGUUUAUAUUUAAUUUUCUUAAACUACCUUUAAAGAAAUUUAAUUUUAUGGUUUUGAUUUUAGGUUGCAAACAUUUAAAAUCUGCAGCAGCAAGUUCUCCAUUUUGCCAGUUCUUUUACUGUCAUGUAAUCAACUAACUUUGUAUGUGGAUUUCGAUGUAAAGUAUGCAUGUUACUUUUAUGUGUAUUUAAUCAUGAAAUUUAAUUUUGCACAUUUAUUUGUAAUGUUUCUUUUAAAUAAAAGUGACUAAUUUUGUUGUACUCUGCA